AUGGGAGGCCACGGAGGUCUCAACAUUCUCCCGCAGAAGCGAUGGAAUGUCUACAACUUCGACAACAGAGAGAAAGUCCGGAAGGACGAAGAAGCCGCCGCCAAAGAAGAGCAGCUCAAGCGCGAACAAGCCAGGAAGAGGGACACCGAGUUCCGCAUCGAGCAGCUCCGUACCGCCCGCGGCCUUGCUCCAAUCACUAAACCGCCGGAACCGGAGGAGGUCAAGGACGACGGACGACACAUCAAUCUCUUCGAAGGGAUCAGGAUUUUCGAUCCUAUCAUGAAGCCGGUGGAGAAGGAAGGGAACAGCGGGAGGGAUGGUGGUCACAAGAAGAAGAAGAUGAAGAAGGAGGAGGUUAGGGUUGUGACGGCGGAGGAUGAGAAGUAUCGAUUGGGAUAUGGCCUAGCCGGGAAAGGAGUAAAGUUGCCGUGGUACCUGGAGAAGCGGAAGGAAAAGGUGGAGGAAGAUGAAGAUUCCCCGAGCCGCAAGAAGGAUACGGAGAGGAAGAAGAGCGGGAAGAAGACGGUGGAAGAGUUGAGGGAGGAAAGGUUGAAGAGGGAGAAACGUGAGAAGGAGAGGCAGAGAGCUGUUUUGGCCGAGCAGAGUCGCAGAGAUGGAGGGUUCUCUAGGAGGUGA
Messenger RNA from Linum tenue, 636 nucleotides. Lineage: Eukaryota; Viridiplantae; Streptophyta; Magnoliopsida; Malpighiales; Linaceae. The record is from the annotation of a GenBank genome assembly.